AUGGAAAUGUCCAAGGAAACAAACGUGCAUUCAUCAGUUCAUUCCUCUCAACAGCUUCCUGUAAGUGUUGGUGCAAAAUCUGAAUCUCGUGGUGCCAUUGCAUCUGGUGCUUCUAGGAUUUCACAGGACAAGAGUCCUAUGCCAACAUCCUCUGGAGGCUUUCAUAAUUCUUCAACUAUAUCUCAUGUUCCUGUGCUGGCCUACGCUGCCCCUAAUUUGAAUUCCCGUGAUAAGGCUUUGCCUUUAGCACAUAAUGGAUUAAAUGCUAGACCUAGUGGACCAUCUUAUCUGACACAAGAUCAAGCUAAAAAUCCACCUCAGAAAAUCCCAACCAUCUCUUCCAUGCAAUCACCAUCUGUUGUUGCUGUGUCAAGGUUUAGCCAACCAAACAAAUUGUUGGAUCAUACUUCAAUUAGGUCAGAGGGUAUUGCCGGUGCAAAUGCUAGCCAAUCUUCUCAUCAGAUGAAAAAUCAGGAAAUAAAGUCUUCUACAGUUCAAGCAGGACAAGGAGGCCUGCAUAUUACACAUCAACCUACUCAAGGCUUGGCAUUCUUUCAUGCACCUUCUCUUUAUACCAAUCACAAUGAGAUUGGUAAGAGUGUGCAGAGGAUAUUGCAAUCGAAGGUUCUGGAUCACCCAAAUUGGAUUCCUCCAUCAAGUGGCUAUAUGAAUGCUUCUUUAAAUUGCCAGAUAUGCAAAAAUGUGAUUUCAGAUACAGAAAGUUUGCUUGUCUGUGAUGCUUGUGAGAAAGGAAACCAUUUGAAAUGUCUUCAAUCUUAUGGCAGCAAAGACAUUCCUAAAGCAGAAUGGCAUUGCCCAAGCUGCUUGGCAUCAAGUAAUGGAAAGACCUUGCCACCCAAAUAUGGAAGGAACAGGACCACCCGACGGGAUGCCCUCAGUGAAGACCCAGAUGUUGGUGAGAGUAAUCUAUUCCUGUAA
Messenger RNA from Zingiber officinale, 939 nucleotides. RefSeq lists its product as uncharacterized. The transcript has 3 exons. Lineage: Eukaryota; Viridiplantae; Streptophyta; Magnoliopsida; Zingiberales; Zingiberaceae. The record is from RefSeq and is a predicted model, not a curated record. The coding region runs from base 1 to 939 and encodes 312 amino acids.